Molecule: messenger RNA, 205 nt
Organism: Funneliformis mosseae
Lineage: Eukaryota; Fungi; Glomeromycota; Glomeromycetes; Glomerales; Glomeraceae
Source: the annotation of a GenBank genome assembly
AUCUUUGGCAAAAGUGGAUGUACGAAUUCAUCGAUCAAGGGCCUUCGGAGGAUUCACGAAGACGACGCAACGGGACAAUUCCAAGUCCCAAAAACGCGUUCAUGAUAUAUCGGAAAGAUUUAAGCGCGAAACUAAGACGCACGCACCUGGGAUAACGGUUGGACUUGCCGGCAACAUCAAUCUUAAAGCGUUUUACAAUUCUUGA